AUGGCCGCCAUGUCCUCCUCCACCAUCCUCUCCACCGCGAUCGAGUUCCUCUACUUCCGACUCAAACCGUCCGUCAGGCCCGAAGAAGCCGCCGACGGCAACGAAGGCGAGCGGUUCCUGAAGCUGCUAAAGGAGACGACGCAGCGGAGCGGACACAUGGCGUCUGCGUGGGGGCGGACGGAGGAGGAUGAGAAUGAUGUUGUUUGGGUGAUUGAAUGGGCCGAUUCCUCUCACAGCGUGAGCAUCGACUGUCUACAGCCAUUCGUCGACCCCUCCUCGCCUCAAGUCAUCGCCUUAUUCGCAAACCUCAACCCACCGCCCAUGACGACAUCAGGCACUCUGGCCGACAACCCCGUCACGGAGCUCGCCGCGCUCGCGGUCCCGAGCACCCUCACCCCGGCCGAACAGACGAAAUGGCACGAGGACAUAGUCGCGUUCCGCUCCGCGCUGAUGGAGAAAGUGUCCCAAAAGGACAUCCGCCCCUUGACCUGGUCGACUGGCUAUGUCGAGCGCCCGGCUACUUUCGAUCAUCCGCAGAGCCCCUCGGGUAAGGCGCAAGUCUAUCUGUUGGCUGUUGGGUGGGAGAGUAAGGAGAAGCACCUCGCUGCGCGGGAGACGCAGGAGUUUGCGGAUACCAUCCAGCCGCUGAGGAAGAAGACGCUGCCUCCUGUGAAGGGGUUGGAGAUGCGACAUGUUCGCUUCCGCAAGGUCAAGUAG
Messenger RNA from Rasamsonia emersonii CBS 393.64, 717 nucleotides. RefSeq lists its product as uncharacterized. NCBI's taxonomy places the organism in Eukaryota, Fungi, Ascomycota, Eurotiomycetes, Eurotiales, Trichocomaceae. The record is from RefSeq and is a predicted model, not a curated record. The coding region runs from base 1 to 717 and encodes 238 amino acids. The transcript is spliced from 2 exons.